AUGCAGACAUCCUCUCCAGUCAAGAUGCCAGACGACAAUGCUAUGGAGGGAGCUGAAACUCAACAUGAAGGUGGCAAUGUGGAGAAUCCGCCGACGGGUGAGGAGGUGAUUCCCCAGUCACGUGGCUCCGACUACAACACCGCUCGAGAUACGGCCGAUACGAGUACUACUACUGCCAACAACGAAGUCGAUGAAGCAACUGAGACGAACGGAAACGACACAAGCAAUGGUUCUGGCGACAAUAGCUCGGGUAAGAAGGAUACGGAAGGACAUAGUGAUGACAACGAAGCUCAGAAUGGAGAAGGAUCUGAUAAGCAUGGACAGGAGGAUACGCAGGAGGAAGAAGGCAAUGAUGAACAGAAUGGCAAACAGAAUGAUGACCAUAAGUCUGAUCACAACUCGGAAUCCACCAACUCCGAGUCUGAGUCUGACUCAGACUCCGGCUCCGAUUCUGAGUCCGAUUCUGACUCUGAUACUGAAGAAGCUGAACCACGACUCAAGUACUCUCGUUUGGCAGGUCUUCCCAAAACUAUCUUUACGCGCGACCCCGUGUCUGCCACGUUGGUCAACGAUAAUAUUGUGAUUAUCGCCACCCACUCGGGUCUCAUCCAUCUGUUCAGACCCAACAUUGAGUUGAUCCGCAGCUUCAAGGCCCACUCGGCAAGUAUCAUGUCUCUGAGCACAGACGGCACGUACUUUGCCUCGGCGUCCCUAGAUGGCCGCGUAGUCAUCGGCAGCAUUUCAGAUCCCCAAGACAUUGCUGCAUCCGACUUCAAACGACCAGUUCAUGCUGUAGCCCUAGACCCAAACUACGCCUCAUCAAAGACAUUUGUGUCUGGUGGAACCGCCGGAAACGUGGUCUUAUCGGAAAAGGGAUGGCUGCAGGCUCGAAGCGACACCAAUAUUUGCACCAGCGACUCGACAAUCGUGCUGCUGAGGUGGAUUGGCGACGUAGUGCUGUGGAUCAACGACGACGGAAUCACGAUAUGGAACCACGUGACUAAACAACAGGUUCUUCAGGUGCCCAAACCUGACAACAUUUCGCGGGCCGAUCUGUACCAUCCCCGCAUGCAUCUCAGUGAUGGACACGAUCGAAUCUACCUCGCUUGGGCAGACCACAUUUGGAUUCUGGAGGUGACGCAGGAGAAGAAGGAACGCGGUAAGAGACUCAAGAAGGAGCCUGUCAACGACGGCAUGUCAAUAUUCUCGCGCCGAAUCCUUUCAACCUCUGCGUCUUCCACGAAAUCACCCCAGCCAGAAACAACAGUUGCUGUGGUGACCAAGUUCAGAGUCGAUUCUCUCCUGUGUGGCAUUUCGACCUUUGGAGCCGACAUGCUCAUGUUGCUGUGUUACACCAAAGGAGAGCGACGGGCCCAGAGACCCGAGUUGCGGCUCAUUGAUGCUGCUUCAGGUGAAGAAGUGUCUUCUGAUGAGCUGCCUCUCAACGGCUUUGAAUCUUUGGGUCCCAAUGACUACCAGCUGCAGACCCACGCACCUGUGCAGAAAGAUGCCAAAGCACAGUACUACAUUAUCAGUGCGCACGACGGAGUAGUUGCUCGUGAGCGAGAUCUCACCGAUCACGUGCAAUGGCUUGUUGAGCACGAAAAGUACGAGUCUGCCUGGGUCACGUGUGAGUCCAUCUACGGUACUGUGGAGCGAAAGAAUCUCGGCAUUGAAUGGGUUGAGUCUCACGUAAGAGAUGAACUUUGGCGAGAAGCUGGAGCGGCUCUUUCUCUUGUUCUGACUGCAUUUCUGGGUACAAUUGACCCUCAGGAUACUUACAAACACACAAUUUGGUCGGAGGACUGGGCAAACUGGGCUUUCAUCUUUGGAAAGUCAAACAACUACGAGCUUUUGGCAAACUAUCUCCCUGACCAGCUUCAGUCUUCGGUCUACGACGAGUACCUGCGUCAUUAUCUACGCGAUGAUGCUGAAAAGUUUGGUUUCUACAUGAAAAAGUGGCAGGGUCUGUUCGGCGAAGGAAUCGAGCAGUCUCUUGUUGAAGAGAUUGAUUCCUCUGAAGAUGACAAGAAGACCAGUGCGCUGAAGCUGGCUCUUGCUGAGCUCAACAUUGCCGACGGAAAGUAUAAGCCUGCUCUGGCGCUAUUGCUGGAGUUGCGAGAUGAACGGUGUCUUGAUCUAAUUGAAGCUCAUCAUCUCCUGAGCGAUAUUUCACCCAAGGAUAUCCCCAGCCUGCUGACCAUUGGAGCUGGUAAAGACACAGCAUCUACUCUUGCUGCCCUUGACAAAGCAUCUGCUGAGGAGAUUCAGACGACUCUGAAACGCACCACUGAGCUGCUCGUGGAAGGUUACCAUGAGUUGCCUCCCAAAACUGUUCUUUCUUCUCUCCCUGAGUCUUCUCCCCUGGCAUACGUGUACCUGCACUCUCUGAACCAAGUAGAUUCGUUUGCUGCUCGUGACUAUGGUAACCAGCUCAUGGCUCUGUAUGCGAAGUACGACCAUGUGGCUCUUUCUGCCUUCCUCAAGUCCAACAAUAACUACGACAUUGGUUCUGCCGUUGACCUGUGUCGCGCAGACAAGAGUCUGACUCCGGACUUGGUAUACUUGCUUGGAAAGGUUGGCCGCAACAUGGAGGCCUUGCGGCUGAUUAUUGACGAGCUGCAGGACCCUUACCAGGCCAUUUCCUUUUCUCUUAAGCAGAAGGAUUCCGAGCUGUGGAACUUCCUGGUCGACUACUCCAUCGACAAGCCCUUGUUUCUCAAGGCGCUUUUGGAGAACAUCGCCAUGGCACAGACUCCCACAUACAAGCUCAUUGAGCGGAUCCCCCCUAACCUCGAGAUCCCUGGACUCAAGGGCUGUCUUCUGAACAUUUUCACCGAGAACGAGCUGCAGCUGUCUGUGACUAAAGGAGCUCAUGAGAUCAUCACCAAUGAGUGUCAUCGAGAAACAGACGCUCUUGGUCGGUUGAGAAUGGGCGGAGUGGCGUUUGAUGGAGUAGGUAUGGACGAGUUUGCUGUAAAAAGUCUUGACGGGAAAACUGUGGAGGUGGAUAGCUUGCCUUCUUGGCAGGCGCAUGAUGGGUCUUUCGCAUCCAAGCUGGCACAUGUUUCGUUUCUCCAACAGCAGUCAGGCAGGUAA
Messenger RNA from Yarrowia lipolytica CLIB122, 3099 nucleotides. RefSeq lists its product as uncharacterized. Gene Ontology annotation, biological process: endosomal vesicle fusion; vesicle-mediated transport; intracellular protein transport. Gene Ontology annotation, molecular function: protein binding. NCBI's taxonomy places the organism in Eukaryota, Fungi, Ascomycota, Dipodascomycetes, Dipodascales. The record is from RefSeq and is a predicted model, not a curated record. Gene Ontology annotation, cellular component: late endosome; HOPS complex.